Molecule: messenger RNA, 811 nt
Organism: Dermacentor albipictus
Lineage: Eukaryota; Metazoa; Arthropoda; Arachnida; Ixodida; Ixodidae
Molecular function (GO): RNA binding; ribonuclease T2 activity
Source: RefSeq, a predicted model, not a curated record
CAGUAGAUUGUGCUCAUAGGAAAGACAUGGCGGGAAAGCUGCUUUUUAUGGCUCUUCUAUACGCCGCUUGUUUGACUGGGCUGGAAUGCAACUGCUGGAGUUGUGGAAGAAGGGCCUCAAGCAUCAGAAAGUUAUUUUCUACGAAAGAACCAAUAUGGAUAUACAGCACCACUGGGCCCACCAAAUUAAGGUGUUUAGUUGAUGUGGUGAUCACAAUGGAAAGAAUGUCGGUAAACUUCACACGAUCGUGCUACAACCGAGGCCACAAGGUAUCUAGAUCAUUGCAUGGAAUAUUCGAUCAGCACCGGAAAAAGCACAUGGAUGUGAAAACUGCAGUUCCAGAACCUCUAUUCAACUUUCAAGAGGAUCUGCUCUUUAUGAGCGAUGACAACAGCUGUGCAGUGGUUAUGACCACGACGAAUGUUUGUGGCAAAAAUCUCAGGUACGACCUCAGAAUUAGGAAUGACUUCAUCACAAAGCCGCCACUGAAGAAAUGUCUGAAAUGGUUCCACAAGUACGAGAAACAUGGAAUUGUUCUCUACGACCCGAGCUGUCAGCACAUACUUGCGCAACGUGGCACAUCACAGCCGUAUGGGCAGGAAAAAGAACGCUGCAAAGGUGGAAUUCAUUGACUCUCUCCUGUUCUCCCUGCCUCGAAACCACUCAGAUAUGCAGUUGUAAAAAAAGAGAGACAGGCGCAUUUUGGAAGCUUGAAAGGUCGUUUAUUUAUGUGCUUUGGGAGGCAAGAAAUAUAAAUAUUUGUGUACACGCCAACAAAAAUUUGUUUUUUCUAAUAAAGAUACUUUCUCUC